Messenger RNA from Procambarus clarkii (red swamp crayfish), 1397 nucleotides. RefSeq names its product molt-inhibiting hormone-like. Lineage: Eukaryota; Metazoa; Arthropoda; Malacostraca; Decapoda; Cambaridae. Gene Ontology annotation, biological process: circadian rhythm. Gene Ontology annotation, cellular component: extracellular region. The record is from RefSeq and is a predicted model, not a curated record. Gene Ontology annotation, molecular function: neuropeptide hormone activity.
GACCUGUCCCCUCUAAGACGUCUCAACCACAAAGCCUCAAAUCUCUCAGCUUCGUUUCUCCUAAAUUAAGAGUGUUCCCCAGUUAUUUAUUCGUAGUUUCCCGUUCCUCGAGAUUACAUUAUUCCUCCAAUCUCGAGAAGACGUCUGCUUCUCGUUUUUUACCUCGAGAACACGACGGCAUUCUUCUCCUAGACGCUUUACAGUGUUCUGUAAGAUUGUCAGAUCUCGUCUCUCGUGUUCCAACAGCGAUCACAGCUGCGAGAUCAGUGACUACACGAGUACCGGCUGGUGCAGGUGCCGUGGGGAAUGACACCACAGGUGUCCUCGUUUAUCUCAUUACAGGGAGUUUGGGUGAUGGUGUGGAUGGUCGCCCUGCUCGGGACGGCCCACCAGGCGAAGGGCCUCUUCGUUGAUGACGAGUGCGCAGGGGUGGCUGGCAACCGGGACAUCUACCAGAAGGUAUUGUGGGUCUGCCAAGACUGCUCCAACAUCUUCCGCAACCAUGACGUCGAGGUCAAGUGCAGGAAAGACUGCUUCUACAACUCUGAUUUCCUGUGGUGUGUCUACGCUUCUGAGCGCCACCAGGACCUGGAGCAAUUCAAGCGUUGGAUCAGUAUUCUGAGAGGAGCUCGCAAGUAAAACCCAUCUACCUACUCACCCUCCAAGAGGUUAUGUAAACCCAUCUACCUACUCACCCUCCUAGAGGUUGUGUACCAUUCUUUCUCCCCUCUCAGUCAUAUGCCAAAUUCUUACCCUCGUUGACUGAUUGAUUGACCAAGAUUUAGCCACACAAGAGGUGGCACGGGCAUGACUAACCCGUAUUGCCGUCGUUUCCCAUCCAUGUGCUAUGUAGCACAUGGAUGGGAAGGUGCUAUAUAGCACAUGAAGACUUAGCACCUUCUCAUACUCACCUUACAUCCCUAAUUUCUUACGUUAAAUGUGUUUCCAAGCUUCAUAUUUAUUAAUAUGUUUAAGGAUUAGCAAUAACAAUAUUAAUUGGUAAUUUUUUGUUUAAUGUUUUUGAAUAAAAAUGUUUUAAUAUUUGUUUAUGGACGAACUUAAACACCUACUUAUAACUAGUAUUGACACAUAAAUAAUGAGGAAACUGCACCACGAAGAUAAAAAUAUGAAUAUUAAUGUAAAUAAAAAUGACCUAAUGCAUUAUGAGUAUAAAAAAAACAUGAACUAUAAGACAGGACUAAAUUAUGGUUGCUGGUUGGUUAGUAGGCAAUUGUGGUUAGCCAUAAUAACCAUCUAGAGGUUGACAGGACUUUUUAACCCCAGCAUCUCUAAUAUGAAGAGAGAGAGAGAGAGAGAGAGAGAGAGAGAGAGAGAGAGAGAGAGAGAGAGAGAGAGAGAGAGAGAGAGAGAGAGAGAGAGAGAGAGAGAGAGAAUUA